UUGAUCUCUUCUCGUCCUCCAUAUCCUAACUGUUACACAAACUCAAAGAAAAAAUGUCUGCAACGAAACUGUUUGAGCCGCUUAAGCUGGGCACGGUUCAGCUCCAGCACCGUGUGGUCAUGGCUCCAUUGACCAGACUCCGCGCCGACAAGGAACAUGUUCAAUUGCCUAUGGCAGUAGAGUACUACUCUCAGAGAGCUUCGCCGGGUGGUCUUAUCAUCGCAGAAGCAGUACUUAUCUCACCGGAACACGGUGGCUUCAGACAUGCACCUGGAAUCUACACCGAGCCUCAGAUCAACCGCUGGAAGGAGAUCACAGAUGCUGUUCAUGCUAAGGGAGGUUUCAUAUAUGCGCAAUUGGUCUCUGUUGGCAGAGUCGCAGAUACUGGAAUCUUGAAGGAGGAAGGAAACUUUCCUCUGAUCAGCUCGAGCGAAACACCAUUCACCGAAGGACCGGAUUCUCUUCCCCAUGCUUUGACGGAAGAGGAAAUCAAGAGAGCAGUAUCCACCUUCGCCCAGGCAUCCGAGAACGCCAUGGCUGCAGGCUUCGACGGUAUUGGGCUGCAUGGCGCAAACGGCUAUCUCAUCGAUCAAUUCACCCAAGACACCUGCAACCGCCGCACCGACUCCUAUGGCGGCAGUGUAGAGAACCGCUCCCGCUUCGCCCUCGAAGUCACCUCAGCCUGCGUCGAUGCUAUUGGCGCCGAGAAUGUCGGUUUCCGCAUCAGCCCCUUCAGCACAUUCCAAGGCAUGAAGAUGGCGGACCCCAUCUCCCAAUUCUCCCACCUCGUCCGUGGUCUAAAAGAUCUCAAACUCUCCUACCUUCACAUAAUCGAAUCUCGCGUCAUCAACAACGUCGACUGCGAGAAACAAGAAGGCAUUGAACCCUUCAUCGAUAUCUGGGGCCGAACGUCUCCCGUACUUGUUGCUGGUGGCUUUACUCCUGAAUCAGCUAAACAUGCGGUCAAUGUUGAGUAUAAGGAUGUUGAUGCUGCUGUGGUGUUUGGACGUCAUUUCAUCUCGAAUCCAGAUCUACCUUUGAGGAUCAAGAAGGGUGUAGAGUUGAAUGGGUAUGAUAGGAGUACUUUUUAUACUCCCAUGCAGAAGGAGGGGUAUCUGGAUUAUCCUUUCUUCGAGCAGAGUAAGGAGGUGGACGUUCGAGCUUGAGGUAGUGUUUAGAUAGGUGGUUGUCUGAACGAACACAUCCUAAGAGUAUUGAGAUCGUGCCGCGGUGUGCUGUGCUGUGCUUAUCUCCAGGUUC
Aureobasidium pullulans EXF-150 is the source of this 1260-nucleotide messenger RNA. RefSeq names its product FMN-linked oxidoreductase. Lineage: Eukaryota; Fungi; Ascomycota; Dothideomycetes; Dothideales; Saccotheciaceae. The transcript has a single exon. Bases 54 to 1166 code for a protein of 370 amino acids. The record is from RefSeq and is a predicted model, not a curated record. Gene Ontology annotation, molecular function: NADPH dehydrogenase activity; FMN binding.